AUGCUGGCCAAAAAUAUUCAAACUUAAAAGUUAUACGCCAUAAAAAUCAUAUCUAAGGAUGAUGCGGAAAAGGUUAAUCUAGCGACGUUCCAAAGAGUUCUAAAAAACGAGGUCGAAAUCUUACAGAAACUUAAUCAUCAGAAUAUCAUCAAGCUAGUUGAAUUCAAUCUAGAAGGUGACAUCGUAUUCCUAGAAAAUGGAAAACAAAUAUUAGUAUUCUAUAUUGUGCUAGAGUUCGCUGAGGGAGGUGAUUUGUUUGAGUAUCUAUGUGUAGAGGGUAGAAGUUUUUCAGAAGAGGUUGCUAGAUAUUAUUUUCAAUAACUGAUUGACGCUAUUGAAUACUUACAUAAUACAUAGGAGAUUGUUCAUAGAGACUUAAAGAUCGAGAACUUGCUUCUUGAUAAGGACUAUUAACUAAAAAUUGCUGAUUUUGGCCUAUCAAUUAAUAAAUACGGCAAUUAUGGCUUAGGCGUAAUGUUCUCAAGAGUAGGGACUAGAAAUUAUAUGGCACCUGAAUUACUUGAGAAGAGACCAUAUAGGGGCACAUCAGUCGACAUUUUUGCAGCAGGAGUUGUUCUAUUUAUUAUGGCCACAGGUACCUGGCCCUUCGAUAAUCGAGCAAAUACUUUGGAUAAGCUUUAUAAAUUCAUAAUAAUGAAAGAUUAUGAAGGAUUCUGGAGAGAGUGGGGUUAAAGUGAAGAUGCUCAAAAAUCCCCUAAUAGGGUAUUAUCUGAAGAUUUCAAAGAUUUAGUAGUUAAACUAUUGGCUUAUAAUUAUACUGAUAGACUUAUAAUUGAGGAAAUCAAAGAUCACUAAUGGUUUAGAGGUGACUUGCCCACUCAAGACACACUAAAGACUGAAGUAAUUAAACUGAAAAUGCAAUCAGUUAAUUAAAGAAUUGCUCAAGAGAUAAAACCAUAGAUGUCUAAGAACAAAUAAACUUCUAAUUUUAAUUCAGGGAGGGAGAAACCUAAAGGAAUAAUGAGAAAUUACAGCCAUGACAUCAAUCAUCAUCAGGGUGAGAGAGGCAUUAAAGAUGAUAAUCUUAUCCAGAUAGAGACAGAGAUAUCAAAUGACGUAAGCUGCAUCUCAUCAACUAUGAGUUCAGACAUCGCAGACAUUAACAACGAGUACAGUAGCGGACUGAUCGGCUUCUUUCAGUCUUUAAUUGGUUACAAUUAAUGGUAUUGGCUCUACAGCAAGAUGCAAUGCAAGAGAAAUCAACUGAGAAUAAAAAAGAGGACAAUUCAAGAACUAGAUUCAGAUUCAGCAAGUGAUCAUGAACAAUAAUGA
Messenger RNA from Stylonychia lemnae, 1293 nucleotides. NCBI's taxonomy places the organism in Eukaryota, Ciliophora, Spirotrichea, Sporadotrichida, Oxytrichidae. The record is from the annotation of a GenBank genome assembly.